AUGACAUCUCGGCAUGUUUCCGCCAGAAACCACGGUAAGAAUAUAAAAGGGUAACUUGUUUUUCGCAUUAUCGCAGCUGCUUCUCUGUUUUGAGGCCACAGUGAAGAUUGCUGAUUUUAUUCCUAACCGUCUGUAGCCGCUGUUCGACCUCUCGAAGCCUGCAUACGAAUUUGCCUAACUCCACAUAUAAGUUUAAGUUUUUUCAAGUAAAUAUCACCUACAGCAGAGUUCAUAAAAGUCAAGGUACUUCUGCGUCGCAUGUAUUGAAAUGGAUAUCCAUGUAUUCUAUUUAUUAAUACCUUGAUUAAACAGAUUUCAGCUGGUACACACUAACUGAAAAGUUCGUGUUUGUUAAGUGAGUGAGGAAUAAUGGGCUUUAUUCUGAAGCCAGUAUUCUAUAACUUCAAGCAAAUCGCCUUGCGAUUUCCACGGCUAACAUGGGAAUUAACAGACUUCCUGAAGAUGAAGAUGCGAUCACUGGAACAAGAAAUUUUUUUACCUGACGUUUCGGAUUCUCACUCGAAUCCAUCAUCAGAGACAUUCGCAGAUAAAGGCGAUGGUGGCACCAGGAGUGCAGCAUUUAUAGCACGGGGCUGCCGUGGGAUCGUAUAUAUUCGAAUGAGAAUUCGAAACGUUAGGCAAAUAAAUUUCUUGUUCCAGUGAUCGCAUCUUCAUCUUCUGCACUGCUACCUGGAACUCGCCUGUUCGCUUCUAUCACCAGACUUCCUGAAAAAAAAGGUUGGCAUUAACGGUAUAAUUACUGUGGGAAUGGGACUAGUCUCAGUUACAUCAGAAAUCGUGAUAGAUAUGGUGCAACUUGUUGAUGCUUCGUUAGGAGAUAUGACGUAAACGCCGUCGCGUUGGGGUGGAAUGAAUUAGCAACAUCAUCAAACGCCGCACUAAUAAAUGUCGUGAAACGUCUUUUACGCGUCUUUCGUUAGCGUAACUGGAAAAUUAGGAGGAGAGAUGCAUAUGUGGGAGAAACUGAGCAUCCAAAAAUUGCGAAAUCAAGGACUGCAGUACGUAACGCUUACGAAUUUUAUCUUUAAAAAAGAUUAGAUAUGAGGGGAGAAUCUGCGAUUGAAGACGUUAACACAGAGAUACCAGAGAGAGAAAAGAAACCUUGUCGGGAGAAUGCCAAAGGACUCAGGGAUGGGCGAUGGUUGCAGUCAAAAGUCAAGUAGUAUGUGACUCAAAUCAUGAUAGAUGCCAUAAUUUGCGGAACACUGACAAUCACUCGAAAAUCGACCCAAAUGAAUGGACCACAAUUUCACAUUGAUAUUUGCCCUUUUUGGGGCGAACCUAAGACAUAAAGGAAAUAUUAAAAAUUGUAUUGCGUUGUUUAUAAAUACCGGUAAAAACGGAACCUCACAGUAGCGUCAAAAAGCGUUGUAAAUAAGUAAACUUGUGUUUCAGAUGUAUAGAAAGCCUGUCCAUACAAAAUGCCAAGGAAAUAAACAGAAAAAAUUAAAGAACGUCCAAAAAUCAUUUUUAGUGAACUGCUUAAUUAAAUGUACUUCAAGAAUCAAUGUGAUGCCAAGAAUGACGAUUAGCCAGCUGCCCAUACUUUAAGUAUGGAUUCCAAAACGGUUUUGUAGAAAUUGGCUGUAUUUUUCCAUUGUCAUAUUGUUCGGGCGGCGAUUGGCUGAGGCAAACAGGAAUGAUGUGAUUUCGCUGUUAGGAACGUCAAAGGAAUAAAAGUUUUCAUAAAGUCACAUUCUGACGCUCCGAUCAGGAACUGAUUAAUUUAAAUAGAGUUGACAAGUGCAGUCGAAAACAUGUCGUUUUGUGCAUAUUAUUACAACCUUUCUUCCGUGAAAAUUAUUUUCAUGUUUUUCUCUGGUGCUGGAGCACGUUAAGAUUACGAUCGUCCUUAUAAGAAUAUUGAAGCAACUACUUGCCAUGAAGGUUGAUUCUGUGGUAUGUGUUUAUCAAAACCCGUAAAAUAACAUAUUUUCUGAAUGCAUUUACCGAAGAAGUUGGUGCGUACGCAUUCAUUCUAAUUCCGAUAGCCGUUGGGGUAAUAUGCGUAUAGCACACAGAAGUGAGACCACAUCGCCGUGGAAAUCGGACGUCCACAAAGAGGGUCGGCAGUGAAUAUCCCCUGGACCAGUAAAAAAAUUUCUCCAAUAAGCUACCACUCUAAAAAGCGUCUUAAUAAUCUAGUUCGGUGAUGUAUGCAAUGCAGAGUAGAAGCAGAGUAAAAAUUGGAACGCUUGAUCGGUCUUUUUAUUUUCAUGAGAAAAACAGCCUAGCAGGCUGUUCUGUUCUCGCACAUAUAAUCGAUACGAACCACCACGCCGACGCUAAAGAAGCCUUUAAAGUUACAGUGAGUGACCGAUCUCAUGAAAUGUCGGCCAAAAUUCUGAAAUACGUUUUCGACUGGGAAGGAUUACUAAGGCGCGGUUGUAUUGCUGAUUACAUUGCGGUGUAACUCUAUAAUAUUUCGGACUCGGCAGUAUGUCAGCUUUUGAAUACACUGCCGUCUCAUCUCCUAUAUAAAAACCGAAAUUAGUAAAAAAUGACUACUUAAGUAGCAUGCAGUUUCCUCAUUGAUUUUCGAUGGCCUUUUAAACUGAAAUAUACUCUAUAGAAACCACGAAAAAAAUAUGCUUUCUUUUAGUCCUAUUUUAUGCUCAAAAAGGAAUAUAAUUAGGUUUUAAAACAGUUCUCUGAUUGCCGAAUAAUUUAGAGCCUGAUCAGCGGUUGCAUUAGCGCCUAACGAUUUAAGUCUGCAAGCUGCAUGCCUUCCGGGUAAGGAAAAUCAUACAUUCUUCCAUGCCUUUAAGAAAAUGCCAUAUUGAGUUUAUAAAAUCUUGCAAUGGAUGCGGACUACGUUGUAAAUUUCACGAGGAGCAGUGGUAAACGGACAGGUACCAAUAGACAGGUAUGACUAGACAUUUUACGGUCUAAAAAAUAGCAUAAGUAGAAACUUUUUGAAAACCUAAUUAUACUCUUUCUUUGAGUAUAAAAUAUGAAUUUGGCGUGAUUUUCUAUUAAACGAGUGGAAGAAAGAAUAUUUUUGCCCAUGUUUCUUAAAAAAUAUAUUUACAUUUAUAUGACUAUCGAAAAUCACUGUGAAAAAUGCAUGCUUCUUAAGUAGUCAUAUUUCUUCAAACACGGUUUCUACGGGAGAUUGAAAAAGGAUUAAUUUAAAAGCCGAUAUCCUGCCGAUUCCAAAAUAUUAUAGGAUUGUGCCGCAGGAUAAUCACUAUUACAACCACAGUCGAAGCAGUGGCCAUUCGACUAGCGAACCCAGCACUCUGUUGUCAAAAGACGUUGACACAAGCAGACGGUCUGCCCUGGCCGACUCUAGGCGGUGAUAGCACGCCGUCCCGACGCCCUGAGUGCUGUCACACGCCCUUACAGCGCUUACAAUCAUUCCCCUCUUCCACUCCAAAUCCACCGUCCUCACCACGCUGAUUUCGUCCUGCGGGCGGUGUGGGAACACGGAGUCUGAUUAAUCCUGCCCCUGAAACGCAUAUAUAUCCUGUCUACAACUAGAAUGAUCAUUACUCACGUAAAUGUACAGGCCUGAUGAUGGGUGACCGAAAACAUACGUUUGCCAACUGACCCUUCAAACAGCGGUUUCCCAGCUACUAACAAAAGAGCUUGCUUUCCUCUUUAUAUCGGGGGCGUUUUUGCAAUUUUUGUUUACUUUAAGGCCCCGAUCUUUGAGUGUAAAUACAGGACAGAGGGACCAUACAAUUACUAGGACAUUACUAAAACUCCUCAUUUUCUGUCCGUCUCGUUCAUGGAUUACGCGUUAGCAAAAACAAGAUCAUACACGAAAUAUCUUAAAAGUUAAGCAAAAGCGCUUUAUGAGGUACCUUUUCGCGGUUAGUUAUGGGUUAUUCUCAAAUGAUAGGAAGAUAUCAGAACGUUUACCCGAAGGAUCGCCUGUUGGCGUUAUUAUUGGGUCUUAGGGCACAAAGUCAGACAGAUUUGCCAAGCUGACUUUUCAAGGCCGAUAAGAAGUCUGGUUUUCUAAAAAUAUCCUGAUUGCUUACAUUCCGCCUCAUCUGAUUAACACGGAGAAAAAAAACAACUUUCAAGUGCAGCAAAUUCCAUCUGGCAACACUCUUGACUUCAGAUUACUCUUCUCUCGCUGAAAAACACGCGCAAAUGUUCAAACGUAGUAUAGGACGGCUACUAGAAUAGGAAAAUACCAGACUGCAAGGUGACGUAGAUUUCCUGCCAAAAUUCGUGAACAUCUUGCCUGAUAAAAUCAUCUGUCAGCGUAUUCUGCAUGAGAAAUUUUAUAUUGAUUGAAGAGCGAGACGAAUAAAUAACAUGUGCAACAUUUCAAAUGCCUAAAAUUGGUCGUUUCAUCAGGUUCCAUAAGUUGGGGCGCACAUUCUACCGAAUACACCUUACGCUAUAUUCCCAGAGGGCUGUGGAUUCUCGGGUUCCUCCUCUAUCUCCAACUUUAAACCUCCUAUCCUGAAGUCUAACCCAAAUAAUAGCCCUAGCCGCAAUCUUAUCCUAAGUCAGUCCUAACUUGGAAUUCGGCACAAAACCGCAUGUAAUACGAGGGGGUUACUUAUAACCGCGACCCUCCGAAGGCCGUUUCUCAACGAUCAAAGUGAGACAUGAUUAAGGCUAUCCUUAAGAGGCCGAAGAUCAGCAUCAUUUUUGGCAGGGCGAUCAGUGACUGCAUCAUAACCGACCGUCCACUACCACUGUUCGUGAAAAUUAACUGUUAUUUCAGCAGACAUUUCGCAUAAGUACUGUGCAGUACAUACGUUUGCGAAAUUGGGAAACUGAUGGAAGCAUCUCAUGUCGUCCCACACACCCCGCCAAAAUGGAUUGUAAGUCAAUUAAUACCCGUUUUGCAAGGGGGGACCCAGGUAAGUAGCGAUUUGAGGGAAUAUAUUAAAUGUAUUAAAGCGGUCAGGCGAUUUCCGCCAUUGCGUGCUGACUAGCGGUUCCGUCCAUGAAUUUGACUUUGAUCCUCGAGGACUGGUUCGGCUGCAUCACUUUUUAUUCACAGGUAUUGUCACCGACUAGUUUUCAGACACUGACGGGCUUUUGUGCCUAUGAAGAUGUGCUCAGUUAGGCAGAGAUGGGAGUUCCGAUGUGAUGAUUUGAGGAGAAAUGGCCGAUCGGCACAUGACUGAACUACUGGCAUUUGGGAGAGCAUUGUCAAAGCGUAAAAUUCACAAAAUUGAGCAAAAGUUUUAAAGUCUCGCCAAGUUAGUUGACUUUGAGCCAAUUUACUUUCCCCUUUCAUCCGCUGCCUCGGUCAUUUAGCCAAAUGUUUGACAGGUGUGAUGACUGUUCAUAAUGUUAGCCGUCGCCCCAAUGACAAAUAGUUAUUUCGCUGUGAUUUUUUUCGGUCUCCUGUUUCUUGUCGAGUGAGUUCGUUUUCGAGAGACGCUUGACUUGUUUUCUUACGUGCUAGAUGGCCAUCUCCUCCUGACACUUGUGUUGAUAAUAAUAGAGGACUUUGUAAGCCCAACGAACGUCAAAAGACCUGUUGAUAGACCCGGCAUCCGAAAACUGCACCACAUGCUGAAGUCUCUCUGUCCUUGAGGUGCAUCAGUCGCUCCCUGAAGGUCAAAAGUACGACGAGGAAAUUCCUCGCUUACGGGAUUCGUGAGAUCUAGAAUUUGCUGGCACACAAACUCUAUCUUUAUUUACGACUCUGCCAGAAUCCCCGGCAACGCUGAUGUGAAAAAGACCCCACAAUCUCCGUCGGCUGGAUUAUUAGACUACUAAAUAAUUGCCAACUGUUACUGAAAAUGACCGUUUUGGAUGGCAGAGAGGGCUCGGUUAUGAGGUCAGUAGCAUCAAACUCUGUCCCAUAUAAAUAAGGUGCUAGGGACUGCGGUCGGCCGCAGUACCAGUCCCGCCCGCCGUCUUUUUCAACACCACGCGGUGUCAACAAGACUGCUCACCAUCGCUGCGUGCGAACCCGAGGAUACUGUGCUUACGUCGCAACCCACAUCCAGACAACCACAGCCCUUCUUGCCUAAUGUACUGCUAUGCAAAGCUUGGAUACAAGGCAUUUGAACUUUCUACUGACACAAAGCGUAACCCUGUGGACGGGCGUAGCAUCUUUUGCACUCUUUCUUUCCCCUAUCCACCUGACAUUGCUCACAAAAACCGAAAACAGGCACGCACGACCCAACACAGUUAGAGUACUCCCACAAGGACCACCCAAACCAGUAACUCAAAGUUUUCCGUACGUAGUAGCCUCCGUCCAUUCCUGCCACCGAGGCUUGAGCAGUUGAUUGUGGCAUUUGAGACACCAAUUAUCACCAGCUUUUAUAAGGUCCCUGGCGUAGCAUUUUAAAACGCGCUACGAAUAUUUUGAGUUUUCACUCAGUUAAUUUUUAUUAAUUUUAAUGAUUGGCUACGAAAUAACCUGAGGGUAAUAUGUAAUUCACACGGGCCACAUCGUGCCGAGCAAUAUUCAAUGGCUUUAAAGAAAUCGAAGCUGCCAUAGGAACAAAUUUUGAUAGAACAGUAAAAUGCAGUAGGCAAACCUGCCGCAGUCAUUCACACCUCUGCCCAAACCUCGCGUUGAUCCGUUCGACAGCGAUGACUGCUGUCUCGGUGAUGACGCAGUCGUGACUUGUGCCUGAAUUUGUUUGUCACAGAACCAACUUGCGCAGCAUCUAGCUCACAUUCUAUUCUUACAGCGCCACUUUGCGUUAGGAAAGCGACGCCAGACCGACUACAGUUGAACGCAGACCCAUUGACUGAGGAGAUACAUUCACGCAUUCCAUCUUCGCCCUGCCGUGAUAGCCGCAUCCGAAGCAUUCUUUACUGCGUUCGCAUCCGACCCAAGUGAGAGGAGUCACAAUAUAUAUUUCGCCCGCUGCCCUGUUUAACUGCGGAGACCGCAGGCGUUGGAGCGGGAGUAAGGGACUUUGAGAAGUUGUCAAGUUCCACUCUCCCGGGACUUCCGCCUAAUUGUAGGUCUCUUCAAAGAAAAGGAUAUCUAUGGCCUCUUAAAUCAACUCUGCCUGCUCACAUCAAAGAGGACUUCAGAUUGGGCGCGAGGUGAAUAUACGGAAUGCUGUUCACUACGUGCAGUCUUUUGGGAUCAAGCCAAUCAUUCUAUUUGCCUAAAUCAGUUUGAUUUCAAAUGAACGCAGAAAAAACCUGUUAUCACUUCAAUCUGACUCGUCACUCAUUUCAGUAGACACAUGUAACUGACUGACAGAGCACCAUUUCCGCAUUCCUUGAAAAACUUCUGUCUUUCUGAGUCAAGAAGCCCUUGCGUACUGGCCGAACGCCACAAUCUUAAUUCGAUAGUGCCAUUUUAGCCGAAGAAUAAUUCUUCUCUCUUGUUUCCAGCAGCUUCAGUUGCCUCUUCCGAACAAACGACUUUCACACUCACCUUCCCUACUCUUUUUCAGCUCGCGAUGAAUGGAAACAACGGUACUAUCAGGCCAAGAAAAUUACGCCGCUAGUCGACUGGGAACUUCAAAAGACACAGGGCCAAUUGGACCUUUUGUUGAGACGUACUGCGGGUCUCAUUCAACAGCCAGGAACUCAAACAGUCAGACAGGUAAGAUACUCACUGCAACUGAAGUCUGUUUGUCUCACAGACGUCGAUGACCAAACCGAUAAAAAGGACUGUUUGCUUAAAGCGACAUUUAGGCCCGGCAGUACACGUCGCAAAGAAGUAGGACAUCCCCAACAAAUCUUUUUGCCCGCUAAUGGCUAUUUUUAUACUUUCUGUCCCUUUUCCCGGCUAUAAUUCCAAAUAACGAUUUUCUGGGUACAGUGAUGAGUUCCUCAUUAAGAGAGAGAGAGAGAAAAAAAAUGCUUUAUUUUGAAAGUGUCAUUCCAAAUGUUUGCCAAAAAGGCUUUAUUCACCAUGGCCAGAAAAUAAAUCCACGAAGCAGCAGCCAAAAUUUUUGCAUAAAAGUGAAAAUCUAUCAUGUGGACACCUCGAGUCGCAAUUUUUGUACUUCUCUCUCUUUAUACGUAAGGUACCCUGCUAGAAAUGGUAAUACGGGACGCUGAUAUGCCGAUUUACGGCAAAAGAUAUGUCGGAAGCCUCGGUUCACGUGGUGGAAAGACGUCGUAGCAAUUAAAAUAGCCUGAAGGGGAUGGACAACAUCAUCCAGAAUCCGAUCCGCGAACUGCCCGACCAUUAAGAAGUGUCGUUAUAUUGUCAUAUCAAUUAAAACGACAUACGAACCACCAGUAGUAGAAAAGAGCAUUCAGAGGACACGUUUCGAAGUCGGAAUAUAUUUUUUAAGCAAAGUAGGAAUAAUAAAAGGAGAACAAUAAGGAGUGAGGGGGAUUGAGGCGUGUGAUAGGAACGUAAAUGGUAAUUGUAACAAAGUAGAUUACGAAUUUUAUAGAAAUGGAUCUCGAUAUGAAGGGAGAAUGAAAGAUUUUAUGCCAGAGUAACAUCAAGGUGCCGGAAAGAGGAUGCCCGUUGGGAAGAAUGUCCAAAAAUUCAGGACUGGGAGAGGGUUGCUGUCGGACAAAACACUGGAGCGAUUUCCGAUUAUUCAGUAGGAGACCUUUUUUCAAUCACCAUGCUGGGAAAUUGGGUUUCCUUGCAUUGAGGCAUCAAAUGGGAGUGUUUUACGCCUCAACAGUUAUUACAUUUCUUCUGUAGAAACCAGGCCAGGGAAAGGUGAUGUUUUCGGUGCAUGUUCUGUUAUUCCUACUGGUAAAAUAAGUUAUGAAACUCCUUGAUUCGAAACAAUCAGCAGUGCAUGGUAAAACAGCGGUUAUGUCUGUGAAAAGGUUUGUCGCAACUUUAUGGAUUAUUGCAAACACCAGACAGCGUUAAUUUGAAUACGCGUUUGUAUUUUCCCACAGACUGAUGAGACUAGUAAGUCAAUUAAGCAGUUAUAACACAUCCAUCGCCAGUUUAAUUUCUCGUUCCGACGCUCAUCUCGUUAAACCAUUUGAUUACUGACUACUCAUCAUUUUACGAUUAGCGCGCAUAAAAGCGGUAAAGUUAUUCUCUGUAAAUCGCAUAUGGCUAGAUCGGGUAGAGAGUCCUUCCGUUCUGAGAUUGCAUCAAAAGGAUCAGCAUGACUGUUUCCUUUCUUUAAACACGCAUCUAUUGUGUUCGCUACCAACCGGCUGGUGAAUUGAAAUCACUGCGUGAAGGAAUGCUCCCAGUUGCGUUUCGUCUGUGUACUAUUAGCUCCAACUGACAUGAAGGCCAAAUUAAUCACAGGGGAGGCUGAUCCGUGGGCUGCAACAAUACGCCUGACAUUUGAAUACUCGCUGGCGUUAAUAAAUGCUGACCUGAGUGGAAUUCCGGUGAAAAUGACGGCGAGGAGGGGAAUUCGCUGCUGCUGCUGCUGCUGCUGCUGCUGCUGCUGUUUUUUUUAGUACAUGAUCUCUUACGAUCUUCCCCAUGCAAAAUGGGGCAGUAAAUUUGCAUGGAUUACCACCUAGUGAGUGAUCGGCAAACAGCGCAAGACAGCCGCGUCAAAUUGUAAACUUGUAAAAACGUUUUUGGAAUAAGUAGAAGGGUGAAUCGAUUUCACAAAAGGACAUGAAAAGCUUUGCCCAUAGUAGCGAGUUCUUCUGCGUAGGUAACGCAUCAAUGAUUCUUUAAAGUUUAUGCUGCCAGCUUUUGAGCUUUUAUUCGAGAGCCGUGCUAUCCACUCUAAUUUACCAAUCGGUUUUUACUGACUCUAGAAACUAGAUACAUGAGGUUGUUCGUCUCACCUACGGUGCUUAAUAGAACUUUUAUAAGGAAGUUAUGUCUUGAAUGUAAUCUCGGGGGUCGUUAAAGCGACCGAGAUUCACUAAUAUUGGACGACCGAGUUGUAAAAAUGACUCUACCUUCAUAGAAAGAAUAAAUUCUUAUGAUCUGGACAAUGAGUUUGAAAAUGAGGCCAUUCACAGUAGAAAUUUCGGCCAGCUAAACAAUAUUGGUGGACGGCGAAUUUGUCCUACACAGGGGGUAAUCACAAAAGACUUUUAUUGACGGAAGACGGAGCAAAUGAUGAUGCUGUAAAGAGGGAAAACUUUUUAUAAAAGCAGAUUUAGAAAAUAUGGCGAAGUGACCCUUUUUAGAUCUGCAAUACAAACAGUUAAUGUCGUUAACGACUUUGUUGUAAAAAGACCCCAAUUAUGCGGAAAGUGUUUCCUCGGAAAAUUUAACCACAGAUAUUACUGUGUUUUAUUUAAACGAUGUCAUAAAUCUUUACCUGGUAGUUAGGUCAUUAGCCGAAUUCGUUGCUUCAGACUACCCAGUUCACUUUGAUUCGUGCGUUUUGUUUUUCGGAAGAUCUGCCCUAGGUAGGAAACCCUAGGAUAAUCGAAAAUUGUAGUUGAUUUCCUAAAUUGAAUCUCCCAGUGUUUACAACAUUACCAGACCGUCUAGGCAGUUAUAGGGGUCAUCUGAACUAACAAACAGCCGAGGUAACUCUCCUUGAUGUCUUUUCUUCAGUCCUCUCCUGCACUGUUCAUGGAAGUGAGCUAGUGAAAACACUAUUUGCAAUUGUAGAAGGUAUCCGCAGCACAUGGCAUUCCCAAUUCGUCACCCAGCGUAGCCUAAUUUCUCUGGCCGAACAAGAACCGAUGAUUGUAAUGUAGUAUGGUCGCUCGCUUGGAUACACUACACUUUCUGGACAGUCCGACCGUCGCGAAUGCCGAUGUCCAUCAUUUCACCCACAUCGUGGUGGGUGCAAGGUAGGGACCUGCACGUAAAUUAAUUUGUAGCAGCAUCCGCCGUACUCUCUCCCUUCUCACCCCCCUGACCCAGGACAAAGUAAGGACGAUCGGAGACAGGAUCGGAUGCAAUGCGUUACGGUGCUGAACGCCUCGUUUAGGCGUGCUAAACACAACUUGGUCCGCGAACAGUGGAUGGGUUUUUCAAAAAAAAGAGGGCGAGGUUUGGCCCUGCAGCCCCUGCAGCUCAAUAAAAUAAUCUUAGUUGACAUACCAAUGGUAGGGGGGCGCUCACCGACCGUUCUUACGGAACUCACUCGUUCCGUUGUGCCUUACGGGCUCUCUCUCUCUGGAGCCCAACCAGCAGCCGCACAGCGGCGGAUGAUAUAGGCAGCAUGUUAUUACCGACAGUAGUUAGUGGCCCAGUGGUUAGAGGCGUGGACUUCUAACUAGCAGGUCGCGAGUGCGAGCCUCGGGUGUUCCACACUCCGGGGUUGGGUAUGACUGGCUGACGACGGGUGAUAAGCCAGAAAUGGCCAUUCCUGUCUCCCUUGUCUUUGUCGGCAAUAACACACUAACACACCAAUCUUAGUCACUCGUUGGAUUAGGAAGGGAAAGAGGGCGCAAGCAGGGCUCAAAGCACGCGCAGGGAAGCGAGUGCGCACCGAUACUUGGUUGGGUCGAAGGUGACAUGUGUACACUCUCUCCGGGACACAGCCUAUCGCUUGAUUAAGGGGGGUAGGGAGGCGCAAUCAUAACUCGAUGGCCACAGUGGGACCCGCCUGUUGAUUCGCAGCGUAUCGCUACUAUAUCGGGACCGACGGUCGUCGAAUUCGUCCGAACAAUCCCGUUAGCAAGCCUACUUAGCCUCUUGCUGGAUUAAGGCAGUAAAGAAAGCGCAAGCAGUGUUCGAAGCGCGAGCAGGGAAGCGCGAAUGAACUGAGAAAGACGUAUAUGGACCCCCUCACACAGUCACUCGCUGCAUUAAAAGAGUAGGAAAGACGCAAACACGUGACGUAUGUAAAAUUAGCGGAAUCGCAUCUACUAAAAUUGCUUAAAAAGCUAGUGGGACUGCAGAACCAGACCUCGCGGGAUUAAUAGAGGCCAUGUUAGGUAGGAGCCUCCGUCUGAGAGGAGGACUGAGUUAUCCUGUCCUCCAAAACCUCCAAGUUACGGCUUUGAAGACGUCGUGACAGUCUGAAAAUGCGUCAGUUUGUUUGUAGUGAGGAAUAAGUGCUGAUAUGUGGUUGGGGCGGCAUCCCUAGUUGAAUUCGUUCGUUCUCCUCUAUUGUACACCAGUUGACUGCCUGAGUCUGCCAGCUAGCUGGUGAUGAAUAGGAAUUAUUGGCUGGCGCAACCACGAUAGUCCGUCUACGUGAUUUGGCCAAUCACAGUCAGGUGGCCAAGUCAUCAACCGGGGCACAACAGGACACACCGGCCCAAAAUCACCAUGCGCAAUAAGGUCCUGAAACUCAAGCAUAAAUUAAAUCCUGAGAAGCAGUCUCGGCUACUGUAUUGCAUGCCGUGUCAAAACUGUCCUUUUAAAUGCAAAGAUCAGACUGGACGCAUGCUAGAUUUGCGCAUACACGAAAAUAAGCUGGCUGUGCGACGAGGCGACGAAAUAUCACAAGUGGCUGCCCAUACUUGCGAAGUGGGUCAUGAGUUUAAAUUUGCAGCCACUAAUCUAAUGGCCCAUGCUGGAAACAAAACAGUCCGGGAAGCCUGGGUCUCGGAUGCGGGCCCGGUUAAUCGAUUUAUCGAUCUGACACCGGCGUACAGAGCCCUGUGGAGUCACCACCAGUCUUGCGACAUCGAUCGAUGAUUGGCUAGCGCGCACUAUGAGUGUCGCUCAGUUUUUCAUUGCUGCCAUCUCUGACGAUGGACACCCGAACGACUCCGAAAAUUCAGAACAAUAAACAGACUCUUCCGGUGCUUGACCAGUCUUCUUCUGUACUUAUGUUUAAAACCUGCUUGAAAUAUGCAUGUUCUGUCGGGUCACGUUGGGCGAGUUUGUCUCUGGCCUGGGAUACGUGGACUUAGCGCGACGCGAUUUAGUGAAGUGGUCUAGUUCGCGGUGUUUUACCGCAGAUCCUAAUGACCGAAUUAGCCCAUGCGGUGGCUGUUUGUGGACAGAUUCCGCAGUUGAGACGGGUGCGGCUAGUCCGUGUUGAUUUUCAUGGCAAUGGUUCGCCACGGUCUUAGAAGGCAAUGGUAUAUUCCAUGUCUAGCUCCAUCACUCACCUCGAACUGGAGAACAGACAUUUUUGGUCGCGCAUCAACUUUCAUUUCGUCUACGGGAUCUCAACUUCUCUAUUGCGUCCACCGCAUUCAAAGUUGCAAUAUGUAAAGGUAGGGGGCUCGUGGCCCAGUGGUUAGAGGCGCGGACUUCUAACUAACAGGUUGCAAAUUCGAGCCUCGAGUGUUCCACACUCCUGGGUUGGGUAUGACUGACUGGCGACUGCUAAUAAGUCAGAAAUUGUCAUUCCAGUCUCUCUUGUCUUUGUCGGUAAUGCCAUUCUGUUGCAAAAUGUCCUAACGAAUAUAUUUCGCAAAUCGGCAAAAUCUGUGUACACCCACUGUUCAGUUUCAUCGGACAUUUCAUAUUUCACUUGUUUCAAACAAACUGUCCUACUGAUGCGUGUCUCCGAAGGCUACAAUCAUAGCCCGUAAUUUGUCAACUUAACAUAAUAAACGCAACGACCAAUUUGCACUUUUGCGUCUCGUUCGUACUUCCUUCCUAUGCCUGAAACUAUUUUUGGUCUUUGAGGACGCAUUGCCAUUGGGCAGUUAGGCUUGCCACGACCUUGAGUCGUCCGAAUUCAGAUAGGGCUGCUUGGAAAUUGUCAAGUUACACUACCUGCCUAAAUGCCUACUUUAUCUUGACUUAUUUCAACCCAGUUUGCGGAAAAAUGCAAUGAGAACUAUUGUAUGCCCUCUAAUCUGAAAAUAACCUGUUCAGUUGACUGCCUCUUUUUAAAGUCGUUUUGUAAUUAUAUGCCCUAUAUUAAAAGAGCAAAUAGGAACUUCAUGGGCAUUGUCCAUUACUCUUAAGUAUACUGAACUGACGGCCAAUUUUUGUCGAACUAACAAAUUUAACACUUUUAUUCUAAACGAAUUAACGUCCGAAGAAAGCGAGCAUUUAAGGCGUUUGGCAAUAACAGCAUGCAAGCAAAUGAUGCUGUUUGUAGGGCCAAGAAAUGUUCAUUCAGAUAGCUGUUUAUCAAGCAUACAGCAUAGUUUUAAAAUAUUAUUAUAUUUUGCGGUGUUUUUAUUGGGUAUCUUCUUAGUAGUAUAGGGGAACAAGUGACUUUCCUUACGUGGAAGGCUUACAGCUUGUAGCUUAUAAACUUCAAACGCAACCACUGCGGAAGAUCGGACGCAAAAUUAUUGAAGAACUGGAGCACUUUUUAAAACUUAAUAAUACCAUGCGUAUAAACACAACAUUUGAAGGCCUAAUUUGCUACCAGAUGAGCAUGGGCACGGAUAUUUUGUGCAUUUUUUCAUAAAAUAUAUUUGAUUUCAUAAGGGCCUUGUAAUUCAAUAAAACGCCAUACUAAUUAGGUAGUUAUUUGUUGCUAAGUUCGGCUUUUUCAUGCAGCCGAAAGAAGUACAUUCAAAAGCGGGAAUCUUGAAGUGAUCGAAAUAUUUUGAAAUUGUACUGAAUGAUAAUCAAUACUGCAACCCCACUUAGGUAAUCCUUCCCAGUCGUGAGCAGAUUUCAUAAUUUUAGUUAACAAUCUGUGGGAUCUCUCACUUUUACCCUGUUAUUUAAGGUAAUUUAUUUACUAAAAAUCCGCAAGAACUUCUGUUAGAAGGUUGCUGGGAUAUCUGAAUUUUUGACACAUGCUAUAUAACACACCUGACAAACGCGAGUUCAAUAUAUUCACUUGAUCAUGUUUCAGUUCAAUAUCAGGUCACUUGAAGACCUUCACUUUCGAAACCAUGACGCAUUAACUUGUCUUCAAAAAUAUCUACGUAUUGCCUCACGAGCCUUAUUCUGACAGAAAACUGCAUUCUUGCUAAUUAAAAUACUCUAAUUUGACCCAACUGCGAGACCUGCAGAUAACUCAGCGGAAUUCGAAUCUAUGAAAACAAGUGGACGGCUUGAUUACAGCCAAAGUCGAGGCCGAAGUCAUAGUCAGUAUAGGUGCGUUUCGGAGUACGCGUCAUUAGACCAUAAUUUCUUCACCCCUUGUUCGACCUAAUAUCCUUCUCCUCAAAACUUUGUUCACUGGCUGUUUUCCAAUUUCGCUGCUCUUCCGACACAUGUUGUUGCACUGGCUUGUUAGUGAAAAACCAAAAAAGCACGUCUGCCGACUGUGUCGUUUGUACUUGCCACUCCGUUGCAAAUCCCCCGCCCAGAUCGCGAAUCUCGCUGACGAACAAAAUCGUAAGGGCAUGAGUCUGAAAAAAUAAAUGAGAUCGUGAGCCUAAUUCUAUGCUCAUCGUUAGGACUCAUUCUAGCCAUAAAACUCAUAAUAAAUCCUGGCAAACAAGCGUAACGUUAACCCCAAUCCCGACCCUGACUUUAAAACUAAUUCUAAACAUAAACCAAGCCAAUUACACAUCUCUGGUCGGACGAGGGUUUCGGAACAUUUCUAAGCCCGUGACGAAAAGCGUAUUCCAUGUGAAUAAGAUGUAUCCUCAAUAUUCACCUUCGUCAUUCCUCGAAAGAUUAUCUUCCUUUAGAUGCACCGGCAUAACGUGAAUGCUCGUCAUUUAUUUUGGCGUCGAAUAUUUAAACGUCAAAACAUCUCCACGCACACAGAUUUUUGUGAACUUCAAAUGGGCAUUUAUAAUACUCAUUUAUUAAUAAAGCAGUUCCUUAGGGCAUGCCAGUCUUUCUUGGCGUGGUUAACCUCUUUGCGAGAGUUUAAACGUGCCUGCAAGGGGGAAUGAAAUGCCUUGUGAACGUUGUUGUAUUGACACGUUUUCACGGACUGCCAUUCCUUGAAAGAGCAAGGAGGCCUCGGAAUCCACGCAGAAGUGGUUCUAUGAAAGCAUUUCUUCCACCAGAAAUGUAACAAAGUCAAGACGCUUAAUAUAUUUUGAUUACAGUAGUAGUCAGCUGCAGCGUUUUUCACUGAAACUUUCAACAGCGGCAGCUAAUCUGUAAAUCGCCUUUCACAUUCGAAAAAAUAACAUCCGCUUCGGACUGUGACUUUCAUUUUUUAUGGUGAGAUAAAGUCAAACCCCUUGGGUGGGCCGUCCAAGGUGGAACUGUCAGUCCGAAGUCCAUUCUGUGGCAUUAGAUACUGCACGUCAUAGUUGCUUACUGUCUGCCCAGUCAAGUCAAAGUUCUCACCACGGUGAAUGUUAAUUUUGGUGACAAUUUUAAAAUUAUGCGACUCCUCACUUCUGCAAUAAAGUCCCGUAGCAUGAAAUUUAAGAUGCUAUCGAAGAGACAGAUUAAAUAUAUCCCGCUAGCGUAGCCCUCGUUUUGCACGCCGUAUCGAAUGCCUCCAAUGCCCCUAAAGAAAGUUCCGUCUUUUAAACAAUUUGCACGAAUCCGAGAUCAUCGCGUAAAUGGAAUGAGCGCCAAAAACGAGAGGUAAUAUUCCCCUUGGAGCAUUCACGCUGAGGAUUCCAUGUUUUGGUAGUUCAGAAUUUACAAGAAGUCUUAGCGUUAUUUUAAACUGAAAAUCUUUCAGACCUCCAAUACGUGCCUUUUUAUUUUGGUUCUUCUAAUGCCAGAAUUUGAGGCGUUCAUGGCUUCUGUCACAUCUGUGAGAUCAAAACAAGGCAGUGGUGAAGGGAAGGACGGGAUUUAAUGACCCCAUAGUCUCGUGAUCACAUAUUCAAAUACGUACGAUCACUGCGUGUUAAUGAGAUAAGAUAAACUGUUCAACUGGAGGGCAACCUUGAGGGAUGAAGCAUGAUAUGAAAUUUCAUGACGCCAUUGAAUUCUGCAUGCUUUGUCGCCUUUGCCUUGUUCGAAUUUACUCUGGGAAAGCAAUAUACCUUUGGUAGUCCUUUUCUGAUAACACAGCCUGCUAUGCACUUGCUCUGGGCUUACAUAUCGGAGUCUGUGACAUCUUACCUAAACGGUUUCCUCCGUUUGGAAGCCGAGGAAGUUUACCCUUAUGAUGACCUUCGACACUUUGUACAUAAUCUCCGAAAUGAACACGAGCCAUUGAAAGGGCAGCUGUCAAAGUGAGGCAGAACUCCGCUUCCAGUUCAUAGCCGUUGACAACUUUUAGCCCCAGAUCUCCUGUUGAAUAAUAUAAGUGUUUGGUUAAGUUUGCCUUGGGGCAAAUCUAGUGAUAAGUGGAAACGUGCUCUGUUCGCUCUAGGCAUAACUAGCAUCUAACGCCCGCAUUACAAGUACUGCAUUCCACGAGAAAAAGGGAUCUCGCGCAACUACAAGAAGCUUUCUGUGAGGCCGCGACGAACCGCUGCUCUACACGUAUACGAUAGAUGCUCUGCCUAAAAGAUGUCGCGGCUGCGUUCGGAUUCGCCAACUGAAGGAACUUAUUCCCGUUUCCCCCUAUCUUCCCUCUGGAGGUCAGUUUGCUGAAGGCUGAAUGAUGCUCCUGCCAGGAUUUCGAGACGAAACCUCUGCGCCGCAGACUGGCAGUUCUGUUGAUGGUUUUCAGGCAGUUGGCAGUAUUCUACUCUUUCCAAUAGGCCAGGAAUGUAAGGUGAACUAAUAAUGGCAAGGUUUGGUUCUGCAGCCCCACUUGAUUGAUACAGUAGCUGGGCUAUCUCAUGAAGUGUCAACUGAAAUUCCGGGCUUCGUUUUCGUCUCAAUAAGUUUACUUGAGUAAGGUUGUAAAACUAGUCAGCCUGCAACAUAACUCUAUGAUAUUUCAGUUGCCACAGGAUGCCGGCUUUCGAACGAACUUCCUUCCGGCUGCAUGCAAAAACCACACUCUGUAAAAAAAAUAACUACUGAUGUAACGUGAAUUUUUCUCGUUGAUUUUCGACGCCCCUAAAUGUCCAAUUAUAUUUCAUGGAAACAUGCAUAAAAAUAUUCAUUCUUUCGCUCAAUGGGUAGACAAAUACGUUUUCUUCCAAUCUUAUACUCGAAGGAAGGGUAUAAUUCGGUUAUCAAAAACUUUUCUAAUUCCCGAAUAAUUUUGAACCCGCUGUACCGUUACACUUGGAUUAAGGGUUUCAGAGCUACAAGCCGCAUAUUUUCCUCCUACAGAAAACCACACAUUUCUCUACGGUAAUAAAGGAGGGCAAUAAAGUGGUUCAUAAAAAUUUAGCAGUGGAUUUGAGCCAUAUUGUAGACUUCAUAAGCCAUAUUGGUAAAUGCAGAGACAUGACGAUUUAUGAACGGCCAUUUCAAGGUAUUAAAAAAUCUCACAAUUAAAAACUUUUUACAACCGAAUUAUGUUCCUCUUUCGAGUAUAAAAUUACAAGAAGAUAUAUUUGUCUACCCAAUGAGCGAAAUAAUGAAUAUUUUUGUGCAUGUUUCCAUGAAAUAUAAUUGGACUUUUGGGGGCAUUGAAAAUCAAUGAGAAAAAUUCAUGUUACAUCAGUAGUUAUUUUUUACGGAGUGUGGUUUUUUCAUGCAACCGAAAGGGAGUUCGUUCGAAAGCCGGCAGCCUGAGUUAACUGAAAUAUUAUAGAAUUGUGUUGCAGGCUGACUAGUUUUACAACACUACUUAAUUAAUCUUUUCGAAACAGAAACACAUUUCGGAAUUUCGGCUGACAUUUCAUUAGUUAGCCCACCUACUGUACCUUAUGGCUGGAAGGGAAAGAGACACAAACAGAGUUUGAAAUUCGCGCAGGGAAGCGCUUGAAGAUGGCGUGUACACAUUCUCCUGCGACACAACCGCUUUUUGGAUUAGUAGGAUAAAGAGGGCCCAAUAACAACUGGAAGCCCGUGCAGGGAACCGCGUGCUAAUUCGCUAUGCAUGGUCAUUAUAGUGGAAUUGACUGAGUUCUCGUCUUCUGAACAAUUCCAUUAGCGAGCCAACGUAGUCGCUAGAUGGAUUAAGAUAAUAAAUUGGACGCAAGCAGGGCUCGAAGCCCGCUCAGGGAGGCGCGUGUGAACUGAUAACUGAUGUAGCCGAGACUGACGCAUAAGCAAUCCUCCCCCCGUGGCACAGUAACUCGCUGGAUUAAAAUGAUAAGGAAGGUGCAAAUACGUGAUAUUUGUAAAGUCAGCUUAUUCGCAUCUGCCAAAACUUCCUCAGAAAUCUAACCAUAUGGUAUCAAUCAGUUGGGACUGCAGAAUCAAAUCUCGCCCUUAUUACUAUUACUCGAUAAUGAGGUGAAACAGAUGACAGCUCCUGUUAAUCACCUUUUACACUCGAUGCAGAAUCAUGAGGUUGCAGAAUGUCUUGAAUAGGAAGCACGACUGCAACGAAUAAAUCAGCGCGCCCUGAGUGACGUGUGCUAGCGAACACAUCAGGCCCAUUUGUUAACUCAACAGACCGACCAAUCAGGACGCGUCGGAGGGAUAACGCACUUCGACUUGAAUAAUUCGUUCCGGUUGAGGGAUUCGGAAAGCCCUGACAAAGUCAUUGUUCAAAAACAUUCGGUUUGUCUUAUACCAUUCGCAGCAACUGGCAUCGCACAACCGUAGAACACAAAAGACUCCCUUAAACUACCAUUCCCCAUGCCGCAAACAAACCAUCUCGAAAUGAUUCACCGCAAGGCCUGUAAUUUUAACUAACUUGGCAAAACAUACGAAUAUCACAUUUCGUCUCAACCCAUCAAAUCGCACCUUUUUCUGCCAGUUAUCCAUCGAUCAAGACCCAGUGACCGGGACAGAAUGAAGUAAGAACUCUAGCGCAAAUUCUGAUUCAAGAGUCGUGUGUCAACUUCAAAACAAUCCAGUCUAGCAUUUUAUUGUCGCUCAUCUUCUAACCGCGAAGAAUGUUGCGGGCUGCAGUACGCGAGCCUACAUUUUAACUUUUGAGAUUUCCUAAAAGAGAGAUUUUUAUUGUCCGCCUUGGGGAUAAAGUCUCGAAUGCCUCCUCUCCUUGAUUAUAAUAGCAAAACACACUAAAAUAGUCAUUUGCAAAUGGCGGAUACCGUGGUUUGUUGGAAGAAUAAAUCUCCGCUUGCGAACUUCCGACAUGAAGUAGAAAUCAGAAAAGAAGUCCUCUUGGUUUAUUACUAGAAAGGCUUUUUCAUCCUGGAUGGCUGGUGGAUAUAAUGGUCACUGGGGGAUUUACGACCAUGCUGCUGCAUCUCAUUACCCGAGGAAGGGAAUACCCUAACAAAGGUCGCUGGGGAGCGGUCAGUACAAGUGUAUAACACGUCACUGGUUGUUCUUGACCUACGAUCCGUUUGACUGACCUAAAUUCGAGCAUAAACCUGAUGAGGACCCUAAUUCAUGUCUCGAUUACUUUCAUCUGUGAUGUUUUGCCAUUGUGACCUGCAGAUCUUAUACGCCUGGUAGGCAUCGACAAAUAAUUCCUGCAUUAUUCCCAACCAAAGGCUCUUGGAAAGUACCCUCACCGAAGUGGCCACAAAAUCAUUAAAUACUCAUAUAUUCAGAUAAGUGAGUAGGUACCGACAAAGACAAGAGAGAUCGGAUUAGCCAUUUCCGGCUUAUUAGUCAUCAUCAGCCAGUCAUACCCAACCCCAAGUGUGGAUCACUUGAGAUUCGAAGCUGGGAUCUUUGGUCAUGGAGUCUGACACCUUAACAUUGAGCCACGGGUCCGUUGUCCUGUCGGUUGUGAACGGACUCCUACUAGUCGCUUUGCGACUGCCUGUGAGGGUUCUGGUAUGAGCCCCAAGGCACAACGGAACGAGCCCGUCCCGUAACCUGAUCGGUGAGCGUCUAUCUGUUAUGAUAUAUGUACAUGCCGUUUCGAGAGACCUGACAAGACGCUUCUUGAUUACCUAACUCGAAUUGAGUAUUAAGUUUAAAAUAAUAGAGAAUCUGUAUAUUUGGAGCCAUAUUACGUGGAUCCGCUACAUAAGGACCAGAGGUGAAAAAUAAAAUCCUUGAAAGUAGAUGCCAUACCUAGGAAUUAUACAGUUCCGACUUCAGUAUUUCCAACCAUCUCCUCGCAAAGACUGGUGUUCGCGAUCCCCUGGAUAUUUUACUGUCCACAUGCUCCAAGGUUAAUGUACAUAAGAAUAAGCACUUUAACUGACCGACCACCGCAGAAUCAAGCAGUCUUGGGAGUCCUCUCUCUGGAGGUGACUACUUAAAAGGUUAGGUCGGGUUAGAAAAUUUUAUGUCCCUAAACAUGUGCACGGACUCUUAUUCUUAGAAUUAAGGGGCAGGAACAAACACUAAACUAAGAAGGCGGCAGUUUCAAAGCAUAAGACUUUGGAUAUGCAUGUCUUUUUCAUAUUUAAAUAAGGCGCUGGUCAAGAUGUCGGAUUGACGGUGCGUAGUGUGAAUUUCUGAUCAUUUGUUUUCUAUUUAUUUGUCUCAUUCAAGCCAAUUCUUGUCGCCGUAAAUGUCUGAUGCACAUGGAAUAAUCACCGUUUUCAAGGGUUUGCACAUAUUAAGAACACUCGUUUAUUCAUGGCCCUACUUCUCACAUGCAUAAUUGGCAAGCCCGAAGCAUCCAUCAGGCUGUACUCCUAAAAUAAACUGAAGUCUAGCCACAGCGACGGUUUGCUGUAAUGACACAUUUACCGAGUGAUCGUGGUUUAAUCAGAUUAUAAAUCCACGAAUCGAGGAGUUCGUGAAACCGAGGCGGGGCCGGGUUCAGUAGACUUGACUUCCUAUACCCCUGAAUCGCAGUGACUGGAAUACGCAGGUGUGGCCUGCCCGCAAGGCGAGAAGCGUAUGUACUAAAACGACGAGAACGCUUUACUUCUAAUAGAGGUUUACCUUCAUAUGUGACGCUAUCUCGAUGCCUAGAUGUUCCUUGGUAAACAUCUAUGGUAUCAUUGGUGAUGUUUGUAUUGAACCUAGUUGUAUAUCUCAUGACACACAGCCAGCGACCGAUUUUAUGAGGUGUAAACGGGAAUUCUGAAAUGUGUUUUUGACUAAUGGGAAUUACUUCAGUAGAAUUACAAUAUUGACUGUUAUGAAGCCUAAUCCAAUGACAUUUCAAUCAUGCUCUGAUACCGGCCUUGAACGCACUGCUUAUUGGCCGCCUGCAAAAACCGCGCUAAUUAGAAUUGCCUACUUAAGUUGCAUUCACUUUCUAUUGAUUUUUGAUGCCUGUAUAGAUAGGAACAUGUUUCCAAAAACGUCGAUAGGAGUCGGUUACGCCGUCCUGGUCCCAUGUGUCAGCGCAACGUGGGCAUUGCAAGUAAAGCAGGCCGAACGACGAUGCAAAAAUAGUUAGUGGAAAACUAGCCAAAGCUAAAACUGAAAAGGGAAACCUGCUGUUUCGGUCUAGAAUUAGAAUUAAUAUUAGACUUUCGGUUAGUUUCAGGCUAAUAAUUGAUUUAAGAAUUAGGGUUUACGCUAAAGUCAAAGGUUCUGCUUAAAUUUAGGGUUUGGAUUUGGGUUUGGAUUUACGUUUAUUGUUGGGGUUAAUGUUAGGGUAGGGUUACGGUUAAGGUUAGACUUAGGUAGAGCGUCGGGUUUGUGGUUGCUUUAAGGUUAGGUUUAGUGUUAAGUUUAGGAUGAGCGUUCAGGACUAGGUUUACUUUUUAGGUUACGGUCAUAUUCACCGUUAGGCUUGGAGUAUUGCUGCCUCGUGUGUCCCGUCAGCCAGGUCUUUUGCGACGAUUCUAGGCUUUUUUUCAAUCUCGCGGCAGAUUUGUCAUUCAUCAGGUUGCUUUUUCCGUUUCAGUUUUGACUACUGUCCCCGUUAACGAUUUCAUCAUCCCAUUUCAGCUUACUUAAAUUUCAAUGCCUACUGUACGCUAACACCUGGAACUAGGACAGCGUAACCGACCCUUAUCACAAAACAUCAAUCAAAAAUCUUCUCUGUUUAUUCAUUUGGUAAACAUUUUGUACCUGAAGGAUGGGAAUAUUUCGAUUUUGGAAAGGUUUACGAUUAUGGACCUUUUAUAAGGCUGUGACAUGUUUAUUUGAAUGUCAACGCACUUGUCCAUCGAAUAAUGCUACAGAUAAUGUAUGACGUAUAGCCCACGGGCAUUAAUAAACUUUGAAGAAGAAGAAGAAGAAGAAGAAGAAGAAGAAGAAGAGCUCAUCGGAGCAGGUUUAUUUAGAUGCUGACGUUUCGAAGAGCUUGAUCGGCUCUCGAUUGUCAAGGCGUAAAAUGCACUUUAUCGACCAGAAAUCUUAAGUGGCGUGUCACGUUGGUCGGCCUCGUGCUGAUCGAUUUUUCUUUCCUCUUGCUGCCUUGGCCUCUAGGGGGAUGGUUGACGGGUGUUUUGUCUGCGUGCUUUGUAAGUCGCCACUCUGUCAGGGGGAGGUGAUCGAGCCAGUGUCGGGUAAUCGGUCUGGUGGUUUUCGUUCUUCUUCACAAAGUAAACUCGCCGUUGGAUUAUCUCCGUAUGGCCUUCUUAAGUUCGGUGUGGUUGUUUGGUCCUGAGCUCUUUGGUUGUGAUGACGUAGGACUUUGUAAACUGCACGAAGGUCCAGAUGCCUGUUGAUGGAGUGGGCUUCGGAGAACCACGCCCCGUGAGUUAGCUGUUCUGCUAUUGUGUUGCCCCGGCUUUAUGAUUCUACUAUAGGGUAUCUUUUUAAUGGCAUAGAGGGAUACACGGUUUGCCUCGCGUGGAAAGUAUUUUACUUUAGUGGCAGACUGAGCUCAACCUUAUACGCGAAUAAACGUUUUUAAAACCUAAAUAUAUCCCUUACAUCGACCAUAAAAUUUGAUAGAGACGGGAUGUGCUACUAGAGGAGCAUAAAAAAGAACAUUUUCGCACAAGUGUUUAAGAAAAAUGUAGCCAAAUUAAUAAGGACACUGUUAUUCAAUUAUAAAAAGUCUUACUACUGAAGUAAUCAUUUGUUGACAAUUAGGGUUUUUGCGGACGGCCGAAAAGAAGUAUUUUCAAAAGCCAGAAUCCUGGUGUGACUCAAGUAUUUUGAAAGUAUGUUGCAUAAUAAGCAAGUUAUUACAGGUCCCCUGAACAAACCUCCCUAAUCGAAAACUUAAUUCAGCAUUUCACUUAAUAAUUAAUGACACUGGUCAUUGACCGUCAUGAAAAAUAUCAAAUAAGAAGUCAUUGCGAUUUUUUACUGACUACCACUCUUACAUUCAAGUCACUGGGCUCUGACCGUAAAAGAGCACUCGAGGGGCUUAUGUUGAAUGGUUUUUUUCAACAACUGUUGGUCUCAAAAUGUUUUAAUGUGCUUCUGCUCUCCUGGGUUCUAAUCUCACCAACACAGGCAAGCUUUUCAAAAAUGCGUGCGCGCUUUUAGCACCUUUUGUUCUCGAUUCUCCCUCAUUUUAUAGUUUCUGUCGAAACGACUGCAAUCCGAAUUUGCCUAAUUUGCGAAGUAAAUUUUGGAUCGAUGUUUGUAGAGACUUUCCGCAAAGUAUGUGAAUCAAUUGGAAAGGGUGUACUGCGAUCAGAUACGAAACCAACACUAGGGCGAACAAGCAAAGAGUGCUGAGCAUUCUCGACUUAUGCAACAUGGAGUGGGCGAUUUAACCCAUAAAAAUUAACGUAAAUUCUAACGUCCACUUUUGGCUAAAAAGAAUUACGUGCGCGAUGUUGAAGUGCCGAUUAGCAUGCGGGAAGUAUCCCCGCUAAGAAUAGAAAACUGCGGUUAUACCCUUUUGUCCAUUUAUUUUUAAUGCCUUUAUAGAUUUAACACAAUGUAUGGGAAGUACGCAUAAAAGGGUUUUUUCUUUUACGUUUUUUGUGAAGAGGUACUUCUUUUUAGACUUUGUCUUUUAAGAAAUGACAUCUUGUUUAAAAAAAUUUUAAUGACCAAAUUACUUUAUCUCAACCGCCAUUUCACCGACGUUUGGGAUUUCGCAUUGCACAUUGUAAAGUUUCCAUUUAAAGAAUAUCGUGUGGUCGUGCCUGCUAUAGCGUAGAUGUCAUCUAGCGCACAUACAUUUGUGUGGUGAAUAUGAACCAUGUUCUUAGCACUAUGCCUUAACAAACAUGUAGGUAUUAUACUAUAUGAAUAAACUCUUCGACGUUUUCGAAGUUCUCGCAAACUCCUUUGUCAAACAGUGCAGCAUAAAAAGUAUUUUAAUGAGUCUGAACUGCAGGCUACCGGCGUUACGCCUAUCCAAAGGCCAACACAUUGUAACGGUGCCUAAAACGACAACGUAACACGUCCCCCUCCCUUGCCAAAGUUAACGCCAGACGAAAGUCCAGGCACAUACCUCACUGAUUUUCACCUACUUAAUCACUCAACAGUGACCGAUUCGCCCCACCAGAUCGUCGCCAAGCCUUCAUCACGUGCUUUGUGCUGUUUACCCCGACUUUUUAAUGUUAAGGCGAAUAGGCGUUGUGGUGGAUUUGAACAAGUCAACUGAACCUCCCCUUGUGAAAAAGACGGCGGCUUCAGUGAAUUUUUAGUCAAAUUGUUAGAAUUUACAAAACCUCCCGUUAGUUCUAUUUCCUAGGCGAUCAUUUGGCAGAUUAUAGGUUGAUUCAUUAGGGGCAUCUGCUUGGCCAGACCUUGCACUAGGUUGGGCUUCAAACCUGGCCGAAACGUUUACGGCACAAUGCUCCCCGUCGAAGUCUUGUUGCUUAGGUGGUUACAGCGCUGGCUGUGCACAACUGUUGUUCCUGCUCUCCUGAGCUCUAAUCGUACCGAGAUAGACAAGUUUUUACCAGUGCAUGUGCUCUUAUAUUACUUCUUCGUUCGUGAUUUUCCUUCAUGUUAAAAGUGUCUGUCGAAUCGAUUGCAAUUCAAGCAUGUCUGUUUAUGAAGCAAAAGUUGGAUUAAAGGUUGUAGAAACUUACCGUAAAGUAUAUGAACCAUUUGGAGAGGGUGUGCUAAGGGGAAGAAUACUGAAAAAGCUAUCUAAACAAUCAUCCUCAGUAGAUGAAUGUCCUGGAGAUGCAGCGGGCUCAGGCAGACACUCCGUUGUUUAUUAAAAGGUUUAGGAGACGGUGCUUUGAAGAAUCUGAGUAAAGUUAUAGCAUGGACGACCACACGAUACUCUUCAAAUGGAAGGUUUACAAUGUGCAAUGCGAAACCGCAAACGUCGGUGAAAUGGCGGUUGAGAUAAAGUAAUUUGGUCAUUAAAAUUUUUUUAAACAAGAUGUCAUUUUUCAAAAAACAAAGUCUAAAAAGAAGUACUUCUUCACAAAAAACGCAAAAGAAAAAACUCUUUUUUGCGUACUUCCCAUACAAUGUGAUUAAUCUAUAAAGGCAUUAAAAAUGAGCAAAAGUGUAUAACCGCAGUUGUUAUAUUAAGCGGGGAUACUUCCCUCAUCUUGAAGUGAAUGAAGGAUCUUAAAAUUAUGCUGCAUGCUAAUCGGUACUUCAACAUCACGCACGUAAUUCCUUUUAACCAAAAUUGGACGUUGGAAUUUACGUUUAUUUUUGUGAGUUAAGUCGCCCACUCCAUGUUGCAUAAGUCGAGAAUGCUCAACACUCUUUGUUUGUUCGCCCUAGUGUCGGUUUCGUAUCCGAUCGCUCAGGCGCAGUUAAGCGAGUUACAAAGCCCCUUGCAAGGAGGAUGUCCGAAACAGAGGCGUACUGGGAUUGAAUGUUUUCAGAAGGAGGACAGUGGUUCCCUAUUUCAAAGUUUUAUUUGAAAAAAGACAUCACAUUGGCCGUUUACAAAACAGGGUCUUGUGAGUCUUGCAGUAAAUAGUGUACUGCCAUCUUCAUAUUUUCUUACGAAAUACACUUCUUGUAAUGUUCAAUCGGGCGUUCCGCUAAGCAGGGAGUUCAGAAAAGGGAGACACCCGCCGAUCGCCUUCUCCAAAGUGAAGGUUGGCGCCGAGUGAGCCCGAUGCACUUUAUUUAGGAGGGUUUUCAAAUUGAGCAUUUAUCACUCAUAUCACUGCACGGGCCUAAGGAUGAAUAAUUGCAAGCGUACGUUUGCCGAAAAUGACUUCUUAAAUUCAUCUUCAUCUCAGAGUGAAUUUAUUCAAUCAGUUCAUGUUCUGGCUCUAGCCUGCAUUAUUGCAAGACUUUGUUACUAAUUCAACUCCAAAACGGGCUUUUACUCACCCUUCUUAAAAGUUGUAUUUGGAAAUAAUUUGAUGUCUUUAUUUCCAAAUACAACUUUUAAGAAGGGUGAGUAAAAGCCCGUUUUGGAGUUGAAUUAGUAACAAAGUCUUGCAAUAAUGCAGGCUAGAGCCAGAACAUGAACUGAUUGAAUAAAUUCACUCUGAGAUGAAGAGUGCGCUGGUUACUUAAAUUGCUUAAGUUAAUUUAAACAACCAGAACUUCCAGAAAUCUCUACUGCCACAAUAAAGUCUAACUGCACAUCAACUGACAUUUAAGGAAAAUUUAGACGUUCUUUUCGAACGAGUUGCUUUUGCUGCUACUCAUUCAUUUAAUAUGUCUUCUACAACCCUAAAAGGCAUAGUGGGCUUUUCAAACUCAUUUUCGUAACCAGCUAGUGGAUGACUUUUCUAAGCCUUAUCGGGUCCAUCGUGCGGGCUUUGAGUGGUCGUAAAACCAGUAGGAUUUCUACCGACAGAGUCACUUUUCGCUCUGCUUGCGUCACUGUUUACUCGAUCUUAAAUUAUGUCUACCCACUGUUUCUAGCUUCCCAGUGUUAUACCGCGCUGGCCAAUCAUCAUACAAUAAUCCUCAUCAUCUGCUCACGAUAGGAUGCUCCUACCCCCAUCGUUUUGAUAUUUGCUUCACCAUAUAAUUAGACUAAUUUAAGAAGUAAUUUUCGGCAAACGUACGCUUGCAAUUAUUCAUCCUUAGGCCCGUGCAGUGAUAUGAGUGAUAAAUGCUCAAUUUGAAAACCCUCGUAAAUAAAGUGCAUCGGGCUCUCUCGGCGCCAACCUUCACUUUGGAGAAGGCGAUCGGAAGAUGUCUCCUUUUUCUGGAUGCCCUGCUUAGCGGAACGCCUGACUGAACAUUACAAGAAGCGUAUUUCUUAAGAAAAUAUGAAGAUGGCAGUACACUAUUUUCUGCAGUCUUGUCCCGCUACGUCAGAAACGAAACAGCCCACUGUCACACCAACCGCAUCGGGAGAAUAUGUAGUCCAGAUACGCUGGGGCACGAAUUUGCCAUUAUAUAAAACGCUCUGCGAGAUGACGGCUUUCCUUGGAAGUUUCUAUGCAAAUAUAUGAAAAACUUCCACCUAAAUUGGAAAUGGCGACGGUUUGGCAGAAGGAGUUAUUUCCGACACUGACAUUUCGAGAGGAGCCGGCGAGUGGAGUUCUACAUUACCGCUUAGACGCUUCUAUCUUGCGCAAAUACCCAGCCGCAAAGACAAGACCAAUUACGCAAAUACUUCACUUCUUCGCCUUGAAGGUAUGGAUAGACUGCUGCUGUCAGACCUUUUCAGUGUGCAUCUACGCCUUCACUUGCUUCUGUGGGGCAGGUUAUAUUGGUCAACCAACUAGGCGCCUAUCAAAGCGAAUACGGGGGCGCCAUCCUACCUGACUAAAUCAAGGUGUAGAAAAGUCCAUAUGUUGGUUCACUUGCGUGACAGCGGCCACCGGAUGGACGUCAAUCCAGCCUUCCGGACCAUCUAUAAAGUUCCGGCAUGACACUCAAAGUUCCUGUGUCAGCGAAUACUUGUGACGGCAGAAACAGUGGAUAUACAGUUAGUCAACCCAACCUUGUGCUUGCAUAAACCAUAUGCUGUAACAGUCCCCUGGCUAGGAACGAACUUAGCAUACGUAGUCAUACAGCAACGAAACGGGAAUAUAUCUAAGUGCCAGACACUUUCCCCUCCCUAAGCCCCUGCCAAAAUUAGAUUAUAACCCCUUACUUCCGAACACCAUCAACCCUUUGCUCCAUAUUUAGUGUUUAUUGGUUGCUUAAACUUUUGCUACUCUACCCUCCGUUAUAUUUUUUCACAGGACCAUUGAUUAAUAAUCGUCAACGCCUGUUGCCCAACUUGGCUUCUUAAAUUUCCACAUGCAUUUCAUCGCCAAACUUAGACAAUCCAAGAAUAAGUUGUUCCAAAGUGCCCCCUAGGGUUCUCGCAAGCAUGUGCAGCCGAGAACAAGCAUUCUGGCAGACCGGUUUAUUUUAACUGCAUUUUCGUGAUUUUUUUGAAACAGGUCUUCGACACCAAGAGGCAUAUCACCAUAGAAGAGCGUCGGCUGGCGGAUGCACUUCUCCGGCUGUCUUGUGCAGUAAAGGUACCACCCAUCACCUCAUUCCCCUCCCCUCUUCUUUAUUUCUGUGUGAAAUUUUUGUGUAUGUUGUAUAGUGCUGGUGCUAUAAUUAGCUGUCACCACGAUCUGAUUAGAAAUCAGCUUCAGCUACAAGGAUGGUUGAAGCCUGGAGUGGACUAUACGACCGUUUUUUGCUCAGAUUGUGAAAAUCCUCCCCGGGAAACCGAAGGAUCCCUGCGUCAAUAGAAGCAAAGACACGAGUUUCUGGAAGCAGUCUUAAAAAAGGAGACACGAUCGCUACGGCAAGAGCUUUAUUAGCCUGACGUUUCGGAUUCCUGCUCGAAUCCAUCAUGAGAGACAAAAGCAGAUACGGGUGGAUCAUGCACAAGGGGCUGCAGUCUUUAUAGGCUGCAGUCGCCGUGCUACCGCAUACCUAUGAAUAUUCACGGGCGCCCUUUUAAUCAGUGAUGGCUGCACUUGGUGUACUAAUUGUUUGACAUUCGCGUCGUUAAUUGCUGCAAUUUCAUCAAGUGCGUUGGAUGUUGGUGCGAUGAUUGCUCGACCAUCUAAUCCACUGACCCUGGUGUUGGGAACAGAGUUUACCUGUGCGCUUCCCGCGUGGCUAAUUACUCCGCCUUGGUGAAGUCUCAGCACUGAUUAUGGAGUGGAAAGGUCAUUGCACUUUUAAUGGGCUGAGGGCCAGUAAACCAUGACUCAAGCAGCUCACGCGGUUGUCACCUCUUGCGAGAAUUUCGGCCUCGUAGAAUGAGUCGCAACUUGAGAGCUGGCGUCAUUUCUCCUCACCGCUGCAGAGUGUUCGGUCAUUCACGUUUUGAACUGUCUUCCGGUUCCUCCGACGUAUUUGGUUUGUCAGCAACUGCACCAGAUCCUAUAAACGAUUCCGACGUUUCUUGCCGUGGCAGUGGGUCUUUCGGUUUUAUUACCUGACGCCUGAUGGUUGCCUCCGGUCUGUGUGCAACUCCAACCCCAAGUGGUGCGAGAAGGCGGCCGACAGCUUCCGAAACGUUCUUGACAUACGGAAGCGUUCGCCAAAAUUUGGUGUCCAUGCGGUAAGGCCUUUCGUCCCCAUUUGCGUAUGCACCGGUUGACGAAGUUGCGCGGGUAGCCAUUGGUUUUGAAGACACGUCGGAGGUUUUUUAUUUGGGCAAUCUUGUCUUCCGGCUCACUGUAGUGCGUGCUAGUAAUCUUGGGAGAAGUGGCGAUGCGCAGUUGUGAUUGAUUUCCGUCUGAGCAACCGGGCCUUCCGGCAUUUUAACCGCAGGUGAGUUUGAUCACCAAAUAUAAGACUGACUUCUAGAGCGAAAAUAAGUAACUUCUCCAGCAACAUUUGCAGGUCUGAGAACAGCACGGCCAAGAAAGUGCGCAUAGGGUUAUUUUCGAAAGAUUUGUACAUGCCCUUCCAUUCAAAAGUAUCCCAAAUAUUUUAUCGGUAGAGUCAGCGUCUGAGUAUAAUUUUUCGGUUGUCCAGGGGAGGGAGGCACGUAAAACAUUUAACAGGUUUUUGGUGUAGGGAAGGAAAGAGAGUUGCUAGAAAACUUCCUUGUGUUUCAGCAUCACUUUGCAACAAUAGGCACUAGAAAGCGAGUCUUCGCUGGAGUAAUUUACAAGUUUGGGCAGUUGUAAAACAGCAAAUAACUUUAAUGAAUGCCACGACUCGAGAAACGAUGGAAACCAGAAUUGUUAGUUUCGGCGUAUUAGCCGUCACCAGCCAACCAGAUUAGAGGGGUCGAGUUCCGUCAUGCAGUCGGCCUAAACAGGCAAGGACCACGGCUAAAGGUCAGGGGUAGCUCUUUCUAAUUUCCAAGGGCAUACGAACUUCCUGUUAUCAGUGUACAAAAACGCAAUUUUGACAAGAAAUUAGACUGCAAUGGCUGCUCCUCCCCUUUUUGCUGCUUUCAGUAAUCCUAAAUCUCUAAUUUCAACCAGGCUUGAAUCCAGUGUCAUGCCGUUCAUUGCCAGCAACUUUACCUGACCGGUUGUCUUUCAGGGGCUACAGUGUUCAUUUGGUCUCCGGAAUUUUUCUGUCAAAAACCGACCCUGCUGAUGAUUCUGUGGGAUCCGUUAAGACAUGGAAAAAUAGAGAUUUGACGUCCAAUGUCGUUCUGUUGGUAAAGGAUAUAGUGCUCGUAAAGUCUACUAAAGGACCAGGACAAAAAAGAUCUUUCUAUGGAAAAUUUGAAUUAUGGAAGGUUAGCUGGGGAAACUUAGCUUUAGGUCCACAGUACAGUUGACUUUCAAGCUCGAGAGAUCCAUUCCAGGCGAAAUUUGAGGACCCAGGAGUUGGCAGUGUGGCAGACAGAUUCUGUUUGCUGCUGAGAGUUGUACGCAGCUUUUACAAGACGCCUGUAAAAGUCAAAUGUAAUAUUGAUGGCGACCUUUAGCCUUUUAGUUGAUUUGAUUACGAUGAGGUAGAAAGUUUCACAGAAGUAGAACUAAAAAAGCGCCUUAGAUAUUUCUGGCGACCGUAAAAUACCGGGGGUGACUGAGUAUCAUUUCAUGCACAUGAGGUUUUGCUCUCACGGUACUCAGAUUCUACAAGACAGUAGGGUGUCUAGACGCCUGUAAUAGUCAAAUAUAGUAUCAAUGGCGACAUUCGGCCUAGUACUUGAUUUUAUUACGAUGUGAGAAAGCGUUUUAACUAUUUUUGGCUACCGUGAAAUACCGGGAUUGACUGAGUAUCGUUUCAUGCAAAUGAGGUUUUGAAUUCACGGUAACCGCCUUAAAAGUACAAGUGACACUUAGAUGGCUUAAAAGGUAGGAGUGCUGGACUAACUAUUUUCACCUUUCCACAAAUCUGCUCGACAGUAGGAUGACAAACGGAAGUCUAAAAUAAAAUCAUGGUGUACAAUGGCGUGAGUAACGCCCUGUUUCGCAGCUGGAUCGUGACAUACCUGGUUUCGCAUGGGAAAUAGGCUACCAAAAGUGUUUACCAAGGACGGGUGGUCAGAUCUUGGUCCCAGCGUGGGUGAGCUGGAGUUCCUUAAGACUAUCUAUGGGCGAGGUCGGGUUCUGUAGCCCCACUUGAUUGAUACCACAUGGUUAGCUUCCUAAAACAAUCAUGGUAUAUGCAGGUACUCUGACUUUACAAAUAUCAGACGUCUGCACCUUCCUUACCGUCUUAAUGCAACGAGUGACUAUGUCACGGAGGGAGGAGUGCUUACAUGUCAGCCUCGGUUACUUCAGGCAUUAGUUCAUGAGCGCUUCCCUGCGCGUGCUUCUAGCCCUGCCUACGCCCUCUUUAUUCCACUAAUCCAGCGAGUGGCUAGGUAGGCUCGCUAAUGGCAUUGUUCGGACGGAUUAGAACUCCGUCGAUUCCACUACAAUGACCAUGCACUGCGAAUUGCCACGCGGUCCCUUCUAUGGCCUUCCAGUUUUGAUUGUAACCUCCUUAUCCUACUAGUCGGCGAGUGGCUGCGUCGGGUGGGGAAGGAGUAUGUAUGCGCCAUGUUCGCGCGUUUCCCUGCGCGUAUUUCGAGCUCUCUGUGUGCGCUCUCUUUCCCUUCCUAAUCCAGCUAGUGGCUAAGUUAGGUAUGUAAACUAAUAUUUUUUUAGUAAGCUAACCACAUGCUAUCAAUCAAGUGGGACCGCAGAACCAAACCUAGCCUAUCUAUGAAAUAAAUGUGCACAAGAUCGAUCAGACAAACCAAACUCCCGGACGAAUUCAGCUCAGCUGAUUUUCCUUACGUUUUCCGUGACGGAAAGCAUCAAACAUAAGAAGCAUUACAUACUCGAAUCACGACUGCAGGUUGCUCAGAUAGGGGUGCAUCACGGAGUUUUGGUGUACGUAAGAUAGGAAAUGUUACUAUCUCGCCUUUGCCCUUCGUAAGUGGGCUAGGCAACUCGAAUUGUUGAAGAAGGAAACACGGUGCCGGGACAAGAGCUUUAUUAACCUGACGUUUCGGAUUCCUACUCGAAUCCAUCAUCAGAGACAAAAAAGCAGAAACGGGUGGUUGCUGCACAAGGGGCUGCGGUAUUUAUAGGAUGCCGUAGCCAUGCUACCGCAUACCUAUGAACAUUCACGGCUCCCCCCUUCAAGACUUCUUCCUGGGACUCGUCUCUUCGCUUCUAUCGGCAACUCGAAUUAUCUCUCUGGAAUCGAACUACGUUUGGGCGUCUGUUCUACGACUCGGCGUAAAAAGCUACUUAGAUUAGACUUCGUAGUCGAUUAUAGUUGUUCUGUGAGAACUGCAGGAUAGUCACUAUAGUUUGAGAAGAUGUAUUACGGAUGUCUGCAAUGCACCAUUAAACGCUUUGAAACGUUGCUUGGCACAAAAGAUCUACACUCCAAGCGUCCUUUUGCCAUUCUACGUUGGUUAAUCUUUAUUCCGGAGGGUACAUUAUAAAUUUGAGUCGUUAACCGGAGGUAAGAGCUGGAGCGUCAAAAGUAUACUGGUCUACGAGCAAACGAAGUGCUGAAAACGAGAAAGCCUCUCGUUCUACUCUUCCAGAGGACACUGAUUUACUGAUCCAUUUUCGACCAAUGAGGUAGAGCAUUUAUUGUGGCAGCUUGUCUCCAUGACACCGCCAGCGUCCCUGCUCGCGGCAAAGUUACCUUGAUUUUUAUUCACAGAGUGAGCGAGGCGGCCAUCUCGCGCGUAUGAAAAUACAUCAACAGAAAGCGACACAAAAUGGACUCCAGUGGUCGAGCGAUUCCAGAUGCCGACCCCUUGGUGAUAGGGUCGGGAGUUCGGAACCCACUGCAGGCUAAGUCUUUUUAGUGAUUAAUAAUGUCCCUGGCAUAGCUGUACAUAAUAGGAAAAUGUAUGUCUAUGGGCACGAGUAGUUGACCGCGGAGAAGACUAGCCUUAUACCUAUACUCCAACUUUCGUCAGAUGUGGUUAUGUAGCCCCACCCCGAAGUAAACAGACCCCAGCCAGCUGUUAUAGGGGACCGGUGGUAAUAGGAAUUUUUACUGGUGGGGCCUGGGAACGCAUAGGCCGUGAAUAAAAGAGUAGUUGAUUUUGGCGCUUUUAAGCCAGAUCGAUACAUCGAUUGACCGAGUUCUCAUCCGAGACUUAGGCUUCAAUGGAUUUGUGGCUUUUCUUGCCUCUAGCGUGGACGAUUAUCUUUGUGGCCGCGAAAUUAAGCUCGUGACCCGUUGCUUAGGCGUGGGCAGCCACCGGUGAUAAUCACUGCCCCGUAGCACAGUCAGUUUAUGUUCGUGUGUGCGCGAUUAGAGCAUGCGUUCAGUCUCCCCUACGUGUUUAUAAGGUCAGUUUAAGCACGGGAUGCAAUAAACCACACCUGAAUGCUCACUGGGAUUUAGUCGGUCGGUGCUUUUGGGCCGGUGUGUGAUUCCGACACCUGGCAGCUCGACCACUGAUUCCGACGAUGUCCACCGCAACGAGCAGCAGGCAUAGGGACUUGUGUGUGACUUAGUUUAUAGUGAUAGUAGACUUGCGUAGCAUUUACCGCACUCUCACUUCCCCACUCCCCACCUGGACUCGGUGUCAAGGCAGAGUUAAGAAGACCGGAGGUGGGGGAGGUCGCAGGUGUAACCCCCUGAUGCAACCGGUCGCUUCUGAGACGUUCCUAGUGUAUGGCAAAACACGCAACAACAUAUGUGCGGUUUCUGGAUGGGUCCUCCGGCGGCGGUCCUCCGGCCUUUGAACGCUUUCGGAUGGCCUUUUCGCACAAAUUAGGUGCGGAGAUAUCGGGUUUUACGUGCUUUUUCUUCCAUGUUGCUGCAAAGAUUCGGAAGCCAACUGAAGAGUGUUUUGACACAGCUUUGUCUGCGAGCCACCGAUUGGUGGCCAUGAAAGCUGAGGAGCCGCGUGGUAUUCGUCGCCUUCCUGUAGACCACCGUUUCUGUUUCGCCCUUGAAGAUCCGCCUAACCAUGAUCGAGCCGCAGGUGUUGCACACAUCGGGUCCGGCUGACGACGCCUAAUUAGUCAGACAUGGACAUCCCAGUAUCCCUUAUCCUUGUCGGUAAUGUCAUUACGACUUCUUGGCUUUGAACCUUUUGAGAGAUAAACCACACUGAUUCUCGCAUUUUAAACAGUCGUCUGAAUGCACACGUAGUCAAAUAUCAGCAUAGUUUUCGUCCUUGCUAACCACCUAUUUCCCACAGUUAACCGUGGCUGAUAUUCUUAUUGUUCGAAUUAGAUAUUGUAAGAAUUGCACUUUCCUUCUAAGACUACCAUUGUGCGCUUUAAGUUGGAACAGUAGUCUCAACGCUGUGACGUCAAGGUUGGGGCACUAAAAAGCGAUUUAGUAGCAGUUCACACAUCUCACCCAUCUCGAUCCAGACCGGCAAGUUUUCGGUUGUCGUCAUGAGACCGACAAGGUCGUAUCCACAUAUUUCGUGUUUUAUGCCUGAAAUAUUUUCAGAGAUUGCUUCACUUGCUUUCACAGAAACUUUUGGGUCGACAAUCCCCAAGCAUCCUUUUAGAUGUCAGCAGAUGCGUUCACCAGAAUCUGUCUAGAGAAGGCUGAAAAUAAGAAAAUAAGUCCCCUAGACCACGUGGGACCUGCACGCACGUGAUCGCGAACUCCCGGUUGCCCUGCCAUCCAAAAAGCUGCUCAGGAUAGCGUGACACAGAAGUGGCAAUUAUCGGAGGCGUUCAAAGCAAGCCCUGCGGCAACUAAUAAUGACGCUGAUGUUGAGACUUGUGACUUGGGAAAGCAGACUUCACACCGCGCCACUUUCGUACGCCGCAUCACAUGGUCGCGACGGCGCGACAGAAUAUUUUUGAGCAAUCGGUGCUAGAGGUAUGAAUACACGGGGUGGUGUGGACACGCGGCUACCUAAAGGUCCGGUGAUGAUGAUAGUUCGAUCGUCGCAUCCGGCGACAUCCAUCGUGUGCUCCACAGCAAGGCGAAACAGGCACAGUGACUUGCCCCUGAAUUAUAGUUAGAGUAGACUCGCGCGGCAUCUACCGUACUCUCUCCUGGACGCCGUGUUAAGACAGAGUAAAAAAGGCCGAAAGCGGGGAGGCGGGAUGGUUAGCGUGGCAGAAACCCGUAUCUUGAUGCCCCACCCCACGCCCCCUCCAUAGAAAACACGACCAGAAUUUUAAUCAGCAUCAACAAAACAGUAUGCGCGUGGAUGACUGGACAGUCAUGCACUAAACCUGUACAGCCAGUGAUAGCACAAACGCAUCUACCGCCGGAAAACCAGGUGCCGGAGAACUGUCAGCGAAGACCGAGCUGCGAGGGCCAUGGUUUGCUUCCUUGACGUUCAGGAUAGUUUUCUCUCUUGUCAGACAUAUUGUGGGACUAGAACUUGGUGGCCAUGUGCGCUGUCGGCCAUUUUUUGCUUUACUGCCCACCCUUACUGCGCAGGUCGAUAAUUAGCCCAAAAUAUGAUUAGGACAUCGGUGCGGGCAACGAUUGCGUCCGGCGUGAUCGUGUACGAAAAGGACGACUGUCGCGCAGAUAGGGUGUCUACCGAUACUCCACCCACGUAGAGCACACAACAACUGCCAUAGUUUUAAUCUAAUAAACUAUUAUUUCCAGAUUUUCUCUUCCGCCCAAACAUAUUCUUGGCAUUAAAGUCUUACCCCGCUUGUGUUAUGCCGUCCUGCGUGCCGCUGCUUGAUUCUCGUGUUCUCAUGUCCAUUCUGUCGAUUCGAGUACUAUCGCACAUACUGCGGAAUGACCUUAAGACCCACUGCCUUCUUCCCAUUGAUUGUUCACCUUCAAUUGCUAUUCUUUCCAAUCUGGGGUAAGGCUGCAUUUAUUCCGCAUACCGUUCUAAUUAACCAUGAUCAUUUCCAUACCCAUCUUGCUCUUUUCACCUUAUUUAAAUUAGGCUUUCACUUUAGCAGAAGCGUCAUUUCCAGGCGUACACUACCAGCGCCAAUUACGCCUCCACUCAUUUGCCCCACCCGUAUAGCCCCUAUUACCACCGGUCCCAUAAGACAGGUAGCUGGGAGAUUCCGGCACCGUGAGGGCUACCAACUACCAUCUAACCGGCAUCGUCGUUUGCGACGGCUGAACAGCCAAUGAAAAUGCAGCAUAUUCCUUUGUUUAAGUAACUUAAUGUUUUUUUCUAGUAUUAGGUUUACAAUCGCCCCAUGGUUCUGGCCAGCGGUAGAUUUAUAAGCAUGGGCCAGUGUGCAAAUGGAAACAAAACUACUUAUGUCAAAAUAGCAAGGCAAUAAGAUUUUUGUCUGAAAAGCGUAUCUGCGCUAUGAUGUUUGUGUUCCGCAGUCACUGUAUGCCAUGGAUCAAAACACUCAGCUCCCCAAAUAGAGACAUUCGUGUUUGGAAGUCUGGAUACUAUUCUUCACUUUUGACAAUUGGCGGCUAAUUGUAUGACUUAAGUGAUCAGUUAUCAGCGACUCUUUUUCUUCGCAUCGAGUUUUGAUAUCCCAAGAGCAUCUCCUAUGAAAGUAGUCUUCUCUCCUCAAAACCUGGUGAGAUUUAAGUUCUCUGAAUUAGUGAGUUUCGUGCGACCAAAGAUCACAUUGAAAAACGUUUUAAAAAAACAAACUUCUUCCCUGCUGCGGACACAGGCCUGAUCAAGGUCCAUAACGUAGACCUAACAGUCGCAUAUGCGAGGUAUAAUUACUUCGUUGUGCAGCAUGUUAGGGGAGUACGAAUCUAGGGGCGGUUAUCAGAGAAAAAAAUGCCUGGAGCGUGUCUUACGGGAACGGUGGUAAUAGGCGUUAUACGAGUGGGCGCUCACAGAGAGGAGUUGGGAAACCAUGAAGCUUUGUAUAGAUAAUUUAGGAAGCGGAAGUUAACCGCAUAUGUCGAAAAAAAAAUUAAAAAAACUAUCCCGACGACGCCACUGGUUUGCCUCAAUCAGCAGGUUGGAAAGUUGAAUCUCAGUUGCGUUCAGCAGUCCGACCUCAUUGUGGAACAGGCAGCUGACGUUGACUGCAGUCCUGGAAGCCAAAGCUAAGGUCGUGCACCAUUACCAACUCGGCCUGUUAUGAAAGAAUGGUCUCCCGAAAAAAAGUCUGCUACAAUUAUAAAACUGGUGCAAGCCUUAAACUACUUCAGGGCUUAAUAAUUUUUUGGUAGAUUUUGAAACAUUUCACCCUACCCAUCUGCGAAAAAUUCAGAAACCUCGAUGGGAUUCGAACCCACUAGAGCAAUGGAAAGGUUUGAGAACAACCGACGCUCUAGCCGCCUGAGCUACAAGGCCCAACCAGAAGUUGUGAAUUUAAUCACAUUUGGGUAAAAUCACCCGCCCAGUCUAAUGUAACUUAAGGAAUCUACCAAAGCUGAUACAGUGAGCUGACUGCGCAAUCAGGAUUCACUGCAUAAUCAAUCUAUAAUCUACCUGAGGACUACCAAGCUCACGUAAUUAAUACUUGUAUUGGCAGAUUCACGAUGGAUUGCUUAGGAAAUCCUUUUUUGGCAAGCUGUUUACUGUAUCAAAUUUGGUGGGCACUUUACGUUACAUUAGGCUGGGCGGGUAACUUGACGCAAAUGUGGUUAAACUUUAAGCUCCCAGUGGGGCUUCGCAGCUCAGGUGGUUAGAGCUUUGGUUGUAAUCAAGCCUCCCCUUUGCUGUCGUGGGUUCCAACCCCACCAAGGUCACCGAGUCCUUCGCAGUUGGAUCAAAAUCAAUCCUUCACGGCUGUUGGACUGAAUAUGGUCGUAAAUUAAGUCAGUCUGUUCUGAUUAGCGAAGCGUUGCCGGCGAUAGUGAGACACUCAGGAGUCGAUUUUGUCCACUUCUGCAAUUAAUCCAGCUCUUAAGAAGAAUUCUGUCUGUAUAUAGACAUGUCCUGGACUGAAUAAUUUCUGAAAUUAUUCGCUUGAUUAUUCUCUGGAGUUCAUGUACUGGAAACCGCAUGGAGAACGCUGGGGGACCUACUGAGGCUCCUAACCGUUCACGGCUGUGUCUUGCAGCGGCAGAAUAUCGGCGAAAAACGUGUCUGGGUUUCUAGCUAGUACCAAUAUCGGGAGUACGUUAUAAUACCUUCACUGUAUAUAUAUAUAUAUACACUCAGGAAUGGGCGCACACCGAUCUAUCGGCUUCCCGAAGCAAACAAGCUUCGUAUGGUCGAUAGGGGUCACGAACGGGCAACCACUUACCAGGCCGAAGUCGGCCAAGCUAUGAUAGUAGAGGAGGGACGACAGAGUCUGGGUGGGGGGUAGAUUGAUACAGCACUGUUUCGGGCUUGUUUGCCUUCAUUCAGCCAAUCAUAACCUUGACCACCAGCUGAGAGCGAAAACAAAACAUGCUCACAGAAACACCUGGCGCAGCUGGUCCACCACUGGCGUCUAUCAGAUGGGUCGUAAGUACUUCAUCGAACCGAAGUUCAUCAGUGCCUCGCCACCUUCACAAGAUGUAAGUCCUCUGGGAAAGAUAACAAAAGUUAUUUCGUAAAUCUUCGACUUUGCAUCCCCAAGUCGUCCUCGGGCGUGAAGCAAGUGGGAAAACAGUUGGAAGUUAAACCUCCCUAAAAAUCUACACUGUUCUAUCACUCCUGCAAGUCAGCCUUUUCUGCGAGUUGCAUCGCGGUUUAAUUGGAUAACGCCUUUUCCACUUUUCCUUGAAAUUAUUGUACACAGCAUCUAAUUCGGUGUGUCGAUUGAUGCAUGAUUUAUCAGAGUGAAUGGCCUCUGAAUAUUCUCGACCAUUCUUUGAUGGGCAGACACCUAUAAUGCACGUCUCCUUACAGGCAGAUUUCCUUCCAGUUUCCAGUGUAUGCAUGGCAACCUGGAACAAGUGUCUUGCCUUUUUACCGCCAGUUGAUGUUCGUCUAUGCGUGUAGGAGGCGAUUUCCCAGUUUGAAUGAAGUUGACCGUAUUGCAGGUGUCGGGUGAUAGAUAUCUUGUAGACGAUUUCCUUAUCUAAAUAGACAACCCUAUCAUUAGGGUGUACAAGCUGGUUACGAAGUAUAGCUGUCGGUUUGUACGACACGUGUAUUUGGUGAGUCCCCAGGUGUUUUUCAGCUAGUUUGGACACGUUCUUAACGUACGGAAUUGUUCGCCAGUUUUUUGGUCUGGGCGCCUGAUCGAAACAAUCUAGUUGCUUAACUUUUUCUUUUAACCGCUGUCGUCUCAUGCAUCAGUGCACAAAAUAUCUAGGAUACCUACUCUGGGAAAACAGUUUGAACAAAUAAUUCAAUUUUGUUUGGUAGGUUUCGUUGUCAGAGCAGUGAGUUUUUGCUCGGUUAAGGGGGCUGUUCACGGCAGUUCGUCUGUGAGAGAUCAGAUGAUUGCCCUCGUAGGUCUCCUUGCAGUAAAUUGAUGUUUGAAAUGUCCCGUCAGUCUUUCUCCGUACGAGGACGUCAAGAAAUGGGAGUUUGCCGUCAACCUCUUUCUCGAGUAUGAAUGUGACUACUGGAAGUGUUGAGUUAAUGGUGCUGUGGAGCAUUUCCAGUUGAUCUCUUUUAAAAAUGACAAAGAAAUCAUCAACAUAUCAUAUAUUAGAGGGAUGUAUGGAAAGCCAGCAUAUCGAUGGUGGCCAACAAACCUCCUGAAGCUGAGAUAAUAACGAAAUAAGUAAGGGAUAACUUGAAUAGAUCGUCCUGACUCUCUCACCUCUAUAUAUAUUUAUUGAUGUUUGUUUCGUCUUACGACGGGUUGGUGUCACCAGCUCGAAAAUUCACGAGUACAACUCAUUUUUUCCGACGAGCCUUCUCUCUUCAUAUAUGUAUAUGUAUCCUUAAUCUUCACUGCUGCUUAGUUCCGGACCCAGACUGAAUCCGAAGUGCGCGCCCUGCUGACCGAGAUGAGUCACCGGCGUGAAAGCCUGAACAUCCUGCAGACCUCCAGUGUGGGUAUGCCUUCAUCACCUCGUCGACGCGACGUCUUACGCCACGAGAGUCCCCGCUACUACCGGAAGCCAGUUCGCGUGGCUCGAGCUGUGCAACAGAGACCAGUGACGCAGGAUUUCACCCGCGAACCCAGCAACUACGGUCAGCAACCGGUAGAGGCAAUUAGUAGUGAGCCUGCUGUCUCGCAGAGGAUCAGCUAG
This is a messenger RNA of Spirometra erinaceieuropaei, 40543 nucleotides long. The record is from the annotation of a GenBank genome assembly. NCBI's taxonomy places the organism in Eukaryota, Metazoa, Platyhelminthes, Cestoda, Diphyllobothriidea, Diphyllobothriidae.